Messenger RNA from Penicillium angulare, 855 nucleotides. RefSeq lists its product as uncharacterized. Bases 1 to 855 code for a protein of 284 amino acids. Gene Ontology annotation, molecular function: protein dimerization activity. Lineage: Eukaryota; Fungi; Ascomycota; Eurotiomycetes; Eurotiales; Aspergillaceae. The record is from RefSeq and is a predicted model, not a curated record. The transcript has 2 exons.
AUGCCAUUUACUCGAUCCAAUCAAGCCCCAAGGUUAGGCAUGGACGACGAUAGAUAUCUCAGUCAACAACUGAGUCCCCAAUCGCGCCAGAUGGAUCUCUUCUCCAAGUCCUCUGAUGCGAUGCCCGGAAAUUGGAAUUAUGACAGCACCCUCGAUCUCUUUUCGUUGACAUCGACCGAUAUGGAUCCUGUCUCUUUCGACUUCAAUGACGGAUUAGCCGAUGCGGACAAAGAUCUCUUCAUGGAUCCAUUCGGAACCCCAUCUUCAAUCAAUGGUUUUAUCAUGCCAAUCACCGACGACGCCGUCUCCCCAGCUUCAGACUUCAGCGACGACCAAUCAUGGUCCGGCCUCCGCCAAUCUUUCGACCUCUCUACCCCCGAACAAACCUCAUCAACAACAACCGAAACCCCCAAAAUCUCAACCCGGGCCUCUUCCAAAUCUUCAACAAGAUGGUCCUCCAGUCCCGAAAUCAAGCCCCAAGAAUCUCAAUCUCAAUCUUCCCAAGCGGGAAAAUCAACCCGCAAAACACGCAGCCUUUCUCAAGAAUCCAGCCACUCGGGCGAUCAACAAGGCCGGAAUGCCGCUAAACGAGCAGCCCAUAAUAUCAUCGAGAAGCGCUAUCGCACAAAUAUGAAUUCCAAGUUCUUGUCGCUGGAGAAAGCUAUCUCCCCCGCAAGCGUGCAUAAACAGUCUUCUCGUGUGGGUGCAGGAUCACUCAAAAAGUCAGAAAUACUCAGUAACGCACUUGCGUAUAUUGAGGCGAUUCAGACAGAGAACCAAUCCAUGCAUAAAGAGCUCUCGGUGUUGAAACAAAAUAUGCUUCCUAUGUGGCGACAGAAACAGUCACGAGGGUAG